GCCUCGCAGGUCCCACGUUGGUUGGCGAGGGCCCGUGGAGGCGUGUCCUGGUUCAUCCAUUAACCCUGCAGCCGUCCGCCCGGCGACCACACAGUUCCGCCGCAGCGCUCCUACCGCCCGGCUCUCCGAAAUGUUGGACCGGCUCCUCGUCCUGCUCUGUCUGUCCUCGGCUCUGGCCCAGCAGCUCUGCACGCCAGGCGCCCCAGACGGCUACAAAGUCCGACUCAGCAUCAACACGGCUCUGGGAGACCAAGCUUAUGUUUGGAAUGAAAACGAAAUGUUCCUCUUCCGGGCCACUCUGGCGUUCGCCAUGAGGACGCACUUCGGCGGCGACCAAUACGACGUGUCGAACAUCCUGGUGUGCGACGAGACCCCGCGGGUGUCCUUCUGGUUCGUGGUGACGUCGCCGCUCGACGCCACGCGCCCGGUGGACCGGGCGGCGGUGGAGGAGGCCGUGAGAAAGUCCAGGCACCGCAUCAACAGCGCCUUCCUGCUCACCGACAAAACUCUGGAGUUCAUCAACAUCAACCCCACGCUGGCCUCGCCGCUCGCCCCGGACACCCCCCCGUGGCUCAUCGUGUUCGGCGUGGUGAUGGGCGCCGUGGGCGCCGGCAUCGUGGUUCUGCUCGUCUCCUCCAUGGUCCAAAAGAAUCGCAGGAGGAAGAAGAAAAGCGGCAGACAGGCUGACGCCGGAGAGGAGGCGCCAGUGAAAACCGCCGAAAAUGGCGGCGCGAGUGACGGAGUCUACAACAUGUCGUUCGACGACGGGUCGGUCACACAGAUGUAAAACCGUAAAAAAGAAAUGAUGUGACUCGUGGGUGCAGGAGCCUGUCGGCCGCCAGGGGGCAGCAACGCGCCUCUAAAAAGCAACGCGUCUUCUUCUUUUUUUAUACACAUUUGAAUUUCAAAUGCUUCCUUUUUUUUAAAUUUCACUCUUAUUUUAUUUUUGUCUUAACUGUAUGGUUUUUGAAGUGUUAAUAAUUGGACUAUAUUUAGUCAAUUGUUGAAUAAACUCCUCUUGAUCAGACCCCGCUGACAGCACUUGGCACUCGGUGUAAUCUCCCCCUCUUUCCUCUGCGCUUCUCUCUUCUCUUGCCCGAGGAAUUCAGAAGGAUUUUUUUGAUUUUUUUUUUUUUCUUCAUACACCUCAUUUUCCUCGU
This is a messenger RNA of Pungitius pungitius (ninespine stickleback), 1160 nucleotides long. It is a transcript of the gene cltrn, whose product is annotated as collectrin, amino acid transport regulator. Lineage: Eukaryota; Metazoa; Chordata; Actinopteri; Perciformes; Gasterosteidae. Gene Ontology annotation, biological process: positive regulation of amino acid transport. The record is from RefSeq and is a predicted model, not a curated record. Bases 131 to 787 code for a protein of 218 amino acids. The transcript has 7 exons. Gene Ontology annotation, cellular component: plasma membrane; extracellular exosome.